Molecule: messenger RNA, 3162 nt
Organism: Lotus japonicus
Lineage: Eukaryota; Viridiplantae; Streptophyta; Magnoliopsida; Fabales; Fabaceae
Exons: 22
Coding region: 99-2960 (953 amino acids)
Biological process (GO): positive regulation of GTPase activity
Molecular function (GO): GTPase activator activity
Source: RefSeq, a predicted model, not a curated record
UUUGAUAAUAAAAAAAAAAGUUAAUAGCCAAUAUCACGUACACAUUGAUCAGUGAUGAUACGAAUCGCGUGAGCGUCCUCGUGUGUUGGAUUCAUUCGAUGGCGUCCUCCUCCGCAAGCAAGAAGAUCCCAGCUGCUGAUGCUACUGACGACGACGAACACACCGAAGUGGAAGAUGAAGAAGAAGAAGAAACUCCUGAGCAUUUUGAUGAUUUCACCCUCGCUUCUUCCUGGGAACGGUUUAUUUCUGAAAUUGAAGCUGUUUGUCGGCUUUGGACGUCUGAUGGUCCAAAAAAUUUAUUGGAAAAAGGGGCAGUUCACUUGGAGUAUUCUGGUAAUUUGUACAAGGUGAAAUCUGAAUUGAAGUAUGCCAUGAAAAGUUACUGCAUGGAGUACUAUUUUGAGACCAAACCUGAUGGCAAACCUGCGGACUGGAAUUUUGAUUUGCAUGAUGUGCAGUUAUGUUUCGGUGUAAAGGAGUUUUUGGUGAUUGCUCCUCAGAGUGCAAGUGGUGUGGUUCUUGAUCCGCCAGAGGCUAGCAAGCUCUUGAGUGCUGUUGCAAUUGCUUUGUCAAAUUGUUCAAGUUUAUGGCCAGCAUUUGUUCCAGUUCAUGAUCCUUCUCGGAAAGCUUAUAUUGGAAUUCAGAGCAUGGGUACUGUAUUUACUAGAAGGUUUGAAGCAGAUCGAAUUGGCAGUCAAGUUCCAAUAAAACUUAUGCAUUUGGAGGGGCUGUACGAAUUAUUUGUAUCGAAGUUUGCGUACUCCACAUUGGAUCUAUCCGUUCAUGAUUUUAAAGUCCGAUUUGCAAUGAAGCUAACAUUCAGAACACUUCCCUAUGAUGAUGACUAUAUGAAAGGUUUUGGUGAAAAAAUUACCAAAUCUGGAGAAAACCUUACUGGGGAAAUGUCCAAUGGGAAACAGUGGGAUGAUGAUUGUUCUUGGAGUGAGUGGUAUUCUGCAGAAGAUCCUGUCAAAGGUUUUGAAUUGAUCACAAUAUGGUCAGAGAAGAUGGUUGAAAGUUCUAUGGAAAUGGCUGAAUUGGAAAAUGCUUCCCCUCAUGAAGCAGAGAAGUGGUUGAUCUCUUUAAGGCCUGAAGGUCCCAAGGGGAAUCGGAUUGGAUUUGCAUCCCAGUUGCAUCUUCUUGUUGAUGCAUUGGAAAUGUCAUUUGAGGCCCAAUUUAUAGAAGAUUUUGUUUCAGCAGUUGAAAAUCCAGGUUCUGAUAAUUUGAAAUCAUCAAUGGUCAUACCUUCACCAGCAGUUAGAGAUCGUGUGCUGAAAGAAUUGUUUAUUGAGGGUGUACAAUUGUCAAAAUUUGCUGAUGACAGACAUAAGACUUCUCGAGCUAUAAAAGGCGCACCACUUGAAUCUCUCUUUGCACAAUUUUGUUUACAUUCUCUUUGGUUUGGAAACUGCAAUAUACGAGCUAUUGCUGUGCUAUGGAUAGAGUUUGUUCGAGAGGUUAGGUGGUGUUGGGAAGAGUCACAACCAUUACCCAGGAUGCCAGCCAAUGGAACAAUUGACCUUUCAACUUGUUUGAUUAACCAGAAACUUCAGAUGCUAGCAAUAUGCAUCGAGAAGAAGUGUCAGCUAAAUGAAGACUUUCAAGAUUGUAUUGGAAGUUUGGAUCAUAUAGAUUCUAUGACUGAGCAGGAAGAAAGUGUGAUUGGGAAUGACUCGUUCAAUAAACAGACACUCAGUGAGGGUUUUUCUGGGAAAGUUGACAGGGACGAAAAAUCCACUGUUAGCAGAGAGCCUGAAGAUGUAAACCUGUUUAAUGAUAAAAAAUCUUCAGACUUCACCAGGAGAGGUUCAGCUGGUAUCGUUGAUUCUAUGAUGCUUCUCAAGUCAUAUCAAAGUAUGCAUGCCCCAUACACACAGGAAGCACCUCUUAUGACAGAAGACAUGCACGAGGAGCGGCUCCAGGCUGUUGAAGCCUUUGGUGAUUCGUUUAAUUUUUCUGCUCAGCUGGAAAGGGAUAUCUUAAACUCAGAUAUGUCAUCAUUUAAAGCUGCAAAUCCAGAUGCUACUUUUGAAGAUUUUAUUAGGUGGCAUUCUCCCGGGGAUUGGGAAGCGGAUAAUGACUCUGAGGUCGCAGGAUCAUCAUCAUCCAGUGCUCUUGACAUUAAUAAGUCAAAAGAUGAUUGGCCUCCACGAGGGCGGCUUUCUAAGAGAAUGUCUGAGCAUGGAAAUUUGUGGAGAAAGAUUUGGGAUAGCGCACCUUCUCUUCCUGCUUCUGAACAGAAGCCUCUUCUUGACCCAAAUAGAGAAGGAGAAAAGGUUCUUCAUUAUCUUGAAACUUUACAGCCACAUGUAUUGCUUGAGCAAAUGGUGUGUACUGCCUUCAGAGCAGCAGCCGAUACACUAAGUCAGACUAGUUACGGGGAAUUGAAACAGAUGGAUACCAAGAUGCAGCAACUAUACCUUACCAUAGCACCUGCUUUGAGGCCUUUGCAAGUAAACCGCUUGUCUGCAGACAGUGAGACCAUUGAAGACUUAAGAAGACUAAGUGUUGUUUUCGAAAAUGUGGAGAAAUUACUUACUCUUGCAGCUUCUCUUCAUCGCAAGCUUGUACGAGCACCACGCCUCUCCAGAGAAAUUUUCAGUGAUUACUACAGCUUCUACAUUCCAACAAUGGGAACAGGCUUGUCAGAAGACAUUGAAAAGGAGUUUGACAAGAAACAAGUAGUAAAGGACCGUGAGAGGGAAGUCUUGUCAAAUAUGUUUGUUCCUCCCACAGCUAACCAGUCUUGGAGGAAGGUUUUGAGCAUGGGAAAUCUUCUCAAUGGUCAUGAACCUAUCCUCAGGGAGAUUAUUUUUUCGCUGCGCGACAGAUGGAAUGGUAAUCACUAUGCAGCUCGUGGUGGUAGUGUUUCUCAACAAGAAAUUGAAACUUACAGAAUGUACAUAUGUGGAACCUCUAAUGACUUACGGGUAGCACUUUCUGUUGUCUCGUGUGAUUAAUUUUAUGUUGUUUAUUGGUUACAAUGUGUCACAUAUUGCAUCCGGUCCUCUAAUUGAAGCUUAGCUGAAUCUCUCUCAAAUCCCAAUAGCGUUCCAACCCAAAAACGGAAAGAGGUUGGAUUAAUUAAUUUAAGUCUAAGAGGGAUCAAAGUGUAAGUGAAACUUCUAUUCUUUUUAUAUUGUUUGUUCGUUGCUGUUGUGA